AUGAGGCGGCUGUUGCUGCCCCUGCCCUGCCUGCUGCUGCUGGCCGAGGUUGGGCUGCAUGAGAUAGCUGAACUAGCAGAAAGCUAUUCCCAUUAUUCUGACAGGGAAGUUCUCCGCCGAAUUAUCUCCUUAAACAAAUUUGCUGUGCAGUCAGAGCCCAGCCCAGUCCUUACUCUAAAGGCAGAACAUGUUGGUGCCACUUCUGUCAGCUUAUCAUGGACAGUGAACAGCACCACUUCUAACUCCUACACAUACAGGAUAGAGGUUGUAAAUGAUAACUCUAUUAUGAACCUGACAUCCAAUGUCACCGAAGCUGAAAUUACUGAGUUAAUCCCUGGAACAAUGUACAGUUUCACAGUGUUUGCAGUAGCAGCUGAUGAUCAGACAGAAGAAGGAGUAUCCAUAAGCCUGUAUACAAAGCCCAGCCCAGUUCUUGAUCUCAAGGCAGAAUAUGUUGGUGUGACUUCUGUCAACUUAUCAUGGACAGUGAACGACACUGCUUCCAACUCCUACAUGUACAGGAUAGAGGUUGUAAGUGGUACUUCUGUUAUGAAGUUGACAUCCAAUGCCACUGAAGCUGCAAUUGCCGAGUUAAUCCCUGGGACAAUGUACAAUUUCACAGUGUUUGCAGUCACAGCUGAUGGUCAGACAGAAGGAGAAGGAGUAUCCAUAAGCCUGUAUACAAAGCCCAGCCCAGUUCUUGAUCUCAAGGCAGAAUAUGUUGGUGUGACUUCUGUCAACUUAUCAUGGACAGUGAACGACACUGCUUCCAACUCCUACAUGUACAGGAUAGAGGUUGUAAGUGGUACUUCUGUUAUGAAGUUGACAUCCAAUGCCACUGAAGCUGCAAUUGCCGAGUUAAUCCCUGGGACAAUGUACAAUUUCACAGUGUUUGCAGUCACAGCUGAUGGUCAGACAGAAGGAGAAGGAGUAUCCAUAAUGCAGUACACAAAGCCCAGCCCAGUUCUUGAUCUCAAGGCACAAUAUGUUGGUGUGACUUCUGUCAACUUAUCAUGGGCAGUGAAUGACACUGCUUCCAACUCCUACACAUACAGGAUAGAGGUUGUAAGUGGUACCUCUAUUAUGAACCUGACAUCCAAUAUCACCGAAGCUGCAAUUGCCAAGUUAAUCCCUGGGACAAUGUACAGUUUCACAGUGUUUGCAGUCGCAGCUGAUGGUCAGACAGAAGGAGAAGGAGUAUCCAUAAGCCUGUAUACAAAGCCCAGCCCAGUUCUUGAUCUCAAGGCAGAAUAUGUUGGUGUGACUUCUGUCAACUUAUCAUGGGCAGUGAAUGACACUGCUUCCAACUCCUACGUGUACAGGAUAGAGGUUGUAAGUGGUACUUCCGUUAUGAACUUGACAUCCAAUGCCACUGAAGCUGCAAUUGCCGAGUUAAUCCCUGGGACAAUGUACAAUUUCACAGUGUUUGCAGUCGCAGCUGAUGGUCAGACAGAAGGAGAAGGAGUAUCCAUAAGCCUGUAUACAAAGCCCAGCCCAGUUCUUGAUCUCAAGGCAGAAUAUGUUGGUGUGACUUCUGUCAACUUAUCAUGGGCAGUGAAUGACACUGCUUCCAACUCCUACAUGUACAGGAUAGAGGUUGUAAAUGAUACCUCUAUUAUGAACCUGACAUCCAGUGUCACUGAAGCCAAAAUUAUUGAGUUGAUCCCUGGGACAAUGUACAGUUUCACAGUGUUUGCAGUCGCAGCUGAUGGUCAGACAGAAGGAGAAGGAGUAUCCAUAAGCCUGUAUACAACUCCUGCCUUAGUGAAUUCAUUUCAGUGUGAACCAGUGCUCAAGGAGUCUUCUCUAAUGCUGAAGUGGGAAUGUCCUCCUGGUAACAAUUCUGGCUUCAAAAUUAAAAUAUUUAAUGAUACAUGGGAAAAAGAAGAACAGGCUCCAUCCUGCAUUGGAGAAGGCUCAGCAGAAAUUUUCACAACACCAUCUUUAGAUUAUUUCAGCACCUACACUGUUACUAUUGCAACUCUUUCAAAUAGUUCUGAAAGUGAUCCAGUGCAGAAAACGUGUAAUACAAGCAUUACUGACCCACCUCCUCCAAGCAAAGCUCCUUUAGUCAAGGCAGUCAGUCACAACUCAUUGUCUGUUGAAUUCUCUGACUUUGAGUCAGUGAAUGGACCAUUAAAAGCCUAUGCAGUAAUGAUCACAACAGAAGAACAAGGCUGUGGGUCUUUGAAGUCCAAAUUGAACAAUACAUAUGAAGAUUUCAAGAAGAAGAUGACGGUCACCUAUGUAACAUACGUCAUAGCUACAGAGCAGGCAAAAUCACCUUUUCCUUCUCAGAAUGGGACAAACAUUGUUAACGUAGGCAAUGGAGACAAACUGUGUGGCUACAAAAAUGGACCAUUGACUCCGCUUCGUUCAUACAGGGCAAGUGUUGCAGGUUUCACUAACAUAACCUUUAAUAUGGAUGGCAUAAUUGUGGCAGAAGAUAGUUAUGUAUCAUUUUCACCCUGUUCUGAGGCAGUUUUGCUACCACAGGAUCCAGGUGUUAUUGCUGGAGCCAUUAUUGGAUGCCUUUUAGCUAUAUUGGCUGUAGUCACUAUAGGGGGUUUCAUAUUCUGGAGAAGGAGAAGGAAAGAUAAAAGAAAUACCGAGGUGUCCUUUUCUCCAAUUAAAGUCAAGAAAUCAAAGAUGAUUAAAGUGGAGAACUUUGAAUCCUACUUUAAGAAGCAGCAAGCUGACUCCAACUGUGGAUUUGCUGAAGAGUAUGAGGAACUCAAAUCUGCUGGUGUUCAUCAGCCCAAAUUUGCUGCUGAACUUCCUGAGAACAGAGGCAAAAAUAGAUACAACAAUGUCUUACCAUAUGAUAUUUCCCGUGUUAAACUUUCAGAUCGGAACUCUGCAUCUGAUGAUUAUAUUAAUGCAAACUAUAUGCCUGGCUAUAACUCAAAGAAGGCGUUCAUUGCUGCACAGGGUCCUUUACCCAAUACUAUAGAAGACUUCUGGUGUAUGAUUUGGGAAAAGAAUAUCUACUCUAUUGUUAUGUUGACAAAAUGUGUUGAACAAGCCCGGACAAAAUGUGAGCAAUACUGGCCAGACAAGCAGCCCAAGAGCUAUGGUGACAUCAUUGUGACAAUGGUCUCAGAGAUUGUCCUUCCAGAAUGGACGAUAAGAGACUUCACUGUAGAAAAGUCCAACACAGCAGAGGGCCACACAGUGCGCCAGUUCCACUUUACCUCCUGGCCAGAUCAUGGAGUGCCAGAGACUACAGAGCUUCUCAUCAACUUUAGACAUCUUGUUCAUGAGUACAGCAGUCAAAAUCCAGUCGAAUCUCCUACUCUGGUGCACUGCAGUGCUGGUGUUGGGAGAACAGGGACAUUCAUUGCCAUUGACCGCCUGAUUCAGCAGAUUGAAAUGGAAAAUACAGUGGAUGUGUAUGGAGUGGUGUAUGAUCUUCGCAUGCACCGGCCUUUAAUGGUGCAAACUGAGGACCAGUAUGUCUUCCUAAACCAGUGUGUUAUGGACAUUAUUAGAUCCCUGAAAGACAGGAAAACCGACCUUAUUUACCAAAACAUGACAGCAAUGGCAAUCUAUGAAAAUGUCACACCUGGGCCAGGCUUUGGGAAGGCAAAUGGCUACCACACAUAGCCUGGGAGGAACUCUGUGUCUCCAGGGGACGUUACCUGCACAGAGGAAAGGGAGAUGUUCUGCUCAUGUUCUCUGGGACUGUGCGCACUGUCUUGUGUCUGGCUUCUCCAGUUCUGUCCACAUUUGAAGUUGUGAUCUGCAGGAGGAAAACCACAAUGCUGGCAGGAGCCACAGAUUGGUAUUGAAAAAGACAAAAAACCAAGCAAAACUAUUUGAAGUUAACAGAGGAAUCUUGCUUUUUCUUGGGAAUUUAACAGUACUGAUAAGUGAAAUAGCAUUUGCAGAAUGAGCAGUGAACUAGAAUUUAAAUAUUAAAAUAAUAACACAAGCUUUUUAUUACAAUUUUAUAUGAUUUCAUUUACAGACACCAGGCUUGUGGGCUGUUUUAAUAUAUUUAAUUAUAAGUUUCAGGAACAUAUUUUAUCUACUGUAUCUGGUUAGUUAAUAGGUAUGUGCCUCUGUGAUUUUUUUCUCUGUGUUCCUUUUUAUUUAAAAAAGGAGUACAAAGAGCUCCUUCAAAUGGACAUUUAUACUUGGAAAUUGUGCCUUUUCUAGUUGAUACUCUAGGAAAAAAAAAACAGCAGAGAUUUUAUUUUUGUACUCUUAAUGAGAACACAGAUUUUUAAAUAAGGCUUGUGUCAAACUUAACUGUAGUUGCACUGUUGGCAGGACUCUCCAGAAGUUUGGAGGUGAGCUUUGUUGUUGCAUUUCACCACAAAUAUCCCCUGCCUUAAUGUUUCAGUGCCUCUGCUAGAGGAAGAGGAGUGUGGUGUGUCACUCCCAGCUUUAACUAUAGUAAAAAAACUGAGCAAGUGAAUACGUGAAUGUGUGUGCAGGGAUGCAUGUGGGUGUGUAUGAAGGACAGAAUAGCUCCUCCCUGUUCCUGGCAGAUGAAUUCCUGGUUUUAUACAAUUUAUAAUGAUUUAUUUAAAGGUGCAAUAUAUGAUUUACUGAAUAAUGAUCACUCUAUUCUAAUAGAGUUUUACUCAGGUUGGUGUCUUUUUAUCAUUGUUGUUGUUUUUCCUCAAGCAUAUAAAUCUGUGAAAAUGUCGAAACCAAGGUUCCAAGUGUCCAAGCACUUCCAAACCAAUUGACUGGCUUUACUGUUUCUACCAAAACAAAUGGCACAAGAUUCUGCUGUAAAGACCAAUUUCUUGGUUGUUCUAGCCAUUCAAAACUGAGACACAUCUUACCUGCCUGCAUCUCAUUUAUCUAAUGUAAUUGUUUUAUAAUUAUUUGCAAUGUACUGCUGCUGUUGGUUUAACUGGUCCUUUUGAAAACAGAUCAAGCAAGCAGAAAGCCCCUAGUUGCUGAUUUUACAAGUCAAGGAUCAGAUGAGAUUUAUUUUGCUGGUACCUAACUGUCAGACUUACAAAGGCAUUGCCAAUGAAGGACUUCUUGAGUAGCUUGGGGGUGGGGGGUGUUUUUUGGUCUUCAGAUCAUUGCACUGGCUGCAUUGCAGAAGAAUAUGAAGUUUAUGAAUAAUGCUAUAGAAUAGCUCUAAAGCGGUGAAAAUCUUAUGAAGGUUUAAUAACCAGAGUCCCUGGAAUUCUGCUGCUUUUUUGUUUUGUUUUGUUCUUUUGUUUUAGGAGAGUUGUCAGAAAGAGCUACAGAUACUGGGAGUAUAUGUGGCAUUACAGAGGCACCUGGUGACCUCACAGAAUCCACUGUAAGCUGAAGGAAAAUGUAUGAUGCACAAACUGUAACUUUACAGAUAACCAGAGGAAUUUUUUACAAAAAUUGUGAAAUUGUGGUGUUCUGUGUGUGAGCAAAACUGGAGGAUAAACCACAGUGUACUUCAGCUUUGGUUUUGGGUUAGGUUUGGGGGAUAGGGGGUGGUGUUUUGUUUGGGGUUGUUUUGGGUUUUUUUGUAGUAGCCACUUGUGGGUUCUUAAUUAGUUUUGGGUGUUUUUUUCUCUGUUUCUUUGAAAUCCUUUAAAAAAUAAAAAAACCCCAAACCAACCAACCAAACAAAACCACAAGGUUAGUGAUCCUGCCCAACUCCAUCCAAGCUGGCAGUCCACACAGUGGAUCUCUCAUCUGGCAUUCUUCUUAAGCUGCUCUCAGAUGACAAAGAUAAACCACUUGGACCAAACAGAAACAUUCCAAAGGAACUGGGAGGGAGGAAAGUCUGCCCCUUUUAUUUUUUUUUCCUCUCAAUCUUUCAGUUACUGCACAUCUGCGCAGAGCACAGAGCCAGUAUUCAUUAAUCCAGGUUGGCCAAGAAGUUGCUGCCUUAGGGUGGCAAAUACGCUCUUGAUUCAGAAGGCCUUUGUGUAUAGCACGGAAGAGAGGGAGAUGAAUCUCCUAUGCUAGAUCAUGUGUUUGCAUUAUAUUACAGUAGGACAUCAGAAAACUAGCUAGAAUGGUGUGUGUUUCUGCCACAACCACUGCUCAGAUACUCUUACAGAAAACAAAUGUAUCUGUCUCAUUGUUUUGAUGUUGGAAGCAGGCACCAGAUUCUCAUUUGGAUCAUCAUCUAAUGAGUAUCCAUUUUUUAAUACAACUGUAUAUAUAUGUUUUCCCAAAACUGACUCAUUGUGAGAAGAGACUGAAGUUAGAUGUAAAUGACCUGCUGAUCCCAGGUAUGGGAGGAAAAAGUUGGUAAGGCUUAAAAUGUUGUAAUCGCAAAGGUGGCCAUAGUGUUGAUAUGAAUAAGCGGGAUGUGCCUCAUAGGAUGUUUCAGCAGGAUUACAGGUAAUGCUUUACUACUGCCGUGUGGAUCUGUCUUGGUCAAGGUGACUUGAAUCCCUGCAAAUACUUUUUCCCCUGCUUUCUGAUGUUCUCUGUCUUAUAACUGCUGAGGUUUGUCUCUUUGGUCACUGCUUUCUGUCCCUGUUGUUUAUCUAAAGCUACCCACUUGCCAGGCUGAAAGCCUGACUGUGUGGCAACUACAUUUCCUGUGUUUCUGUUCUUCUCUCUUUCCCAUUUGGGGCCUGCUUAAGAAGGGAAAUGUUGAUGUUUUUCAAAUAAGUGACUGUCGAAUAUCUUGAAAUGAUGUACAAAUUUUAUUGUUUUCAUAUUUGUUGUACAGGAAAUUUCAGCACAUGUCUAUAAUGUUUUUAAUGGUUUGAUUUGUUUUUAAAGAUAUAAAAAUAACAAUUAAAAUGCAUCAUCCUAGAGUA
Messenger RNA from Melopsittacus undulatus (budgerigar), 6731 nucleotides. RefSeq names its product protein tyrosine phosphatase receptor type J. Bases 1 to 3606 code for a protein of 1201 amino acids. Gene Ontology annotation, biological process: peptidyl-tyrosine dephosphorylation involved in inactivation of protein kinase activity. The transcript has 23 exons. NCBI's taxonomy places the organism in Eukaryota, Metazoa, Chordata, Aves, Psittaciformes, Psittaculidae. Gene Ontology annotation, cellular component: signaling receptor complex. The record is from RefSeq and is a predicted model, not a curated record. Gene Ontology annotation, molecular function: protein binding; protein tyrosine phosphatase activity.